AUGAGCUUUCUCUACCCCUUUGCGCCUUCAGACAGUCAUCGACACAGCAGCAGCAGCGGCCGCCACGGCCAUAGCUCCAGUCAUCGGUCCCAUUCCAAAGAGCGCCGUCACCACCGAUCGUCCUCGUCUGUUGUUGGCUCCAGUUACGGCCACGGCCAUAGCUCUAGUCGCAGCCACCAGAACGGAAGCACUCGUCCUUCCGACAGCUCAAUCUUUGGCUUGGGUUCGCACGCAAACCGCUCAAUGGCUUCGUCCAUCUUCUCAGCCGGCUCGUCCUCUCGCCGCGCGAAACCCCGGGCGGGUUUCGUUCAUCGCAUGAUGCGCAAGAUCAAAAAGUUGUUUAGAGAUAUAAUGCAUUACAUGAAGAGACAUCCGAUGAAGGUUUUUUUCCUGGUUAUCCUACCCCUGAUAACCGGUGGAGUGUUGCAGAAGUUACUGUCGUCUGUAGGCAUUAGGAUACCGGGGCUGUCAGCGCUGUCGAAAGGUGGCGGUGGCGGUAGCCGUGAUCCCUUUAGCGGAGAAGGGUUAGCCGGUGGUGUCAGUGGAUUGAUGUCGCUGGCAAAGGCCUUUGCCUGA
Messenger RNA from Microsporum canis CBS 113480, 576 nucleotides. RefSeq lists its product as hypothetical. The record is from RefSeq and is a predicted model, not a curated record. Lineage: Eukaryota; Fungi; Ascomycota; Eurotiomycetes; Onygenales; Arthrodermataceae. Bases 1 to 576 code for a protein of 191 amino acids. The transcript has a single exon.